UUCCAAUCUCCGUGCGAGUAGUACUGCUAACAUUGCUACUUAGUGUUAAUUAUGAGAUGCCGAAGUCAAGUCACAUUCACAAGUCUAUGUUAUUACGAGGUGUCGAAUUUGCGAAACCAGCGCUGACCCAAAGCGACAUCGAGGUAACCAAGAGCAAAGCUGCGAGAUCUGGUCGAGCUCAUGGAGGUGUACCAUUACAAGGUGACGGCAGAGCUCGCAACUCUUUCAAUUAUUCGAAUCAAUCUCAAAAUGGUAAUCAGCAGCGAGGAUCACGAAAUGGCUAUAACAACCAAAAUGGCCAUAACAAUCAAAAUCAGUUUCCUGUCCCACCUCCUGGUUGGCAACCACCGCCACCAGGUAUGGCUGGCUUUGCGCGUGGUCCUCCACCCCCACCUCCACCUGGAACGUACGGAUCCUGGCCUCCAGCACCGCAUCAAUACUCUCAACCUCCUGCUACUUAUGGCUAUACAAAGCCUAGACAAGGCCCACCAGGCAAUGGAGAGUUCAAUGAUCGUCGUAGAGGCGGCGACUAUCGAGGAGAUUCUUAUAGGGGACAGCGUGAUGAUUCCUACCGUGGGAACCAAGGACAAUAUCGGGGACGUUAGGAUGAGCCACGGAAGAGCACCGUGCGAAUUGGGCCUCGGUCAUCAAGGGGCAAUUGAAAGUGCACCAGGUGCUUCACAAUGUGGCUAGGCUGAAAUCUAGCUCCUGUACUCUAUUGUAGAUAUUUUGUAAAUUCAACCAUGAACUACA
Mollisia scopiformis is the source of this 753-nucleotide messenger RNA. RefSeq lists its product as uncharacterized. The transcript has a single exon. The record is from RefSeq and is a predicted model, not a curated record. The coding region runs from base 57 to 605 and encodes 182 amino acids. NCBI's taxonomy places the organism in Eukaryota, Fungi, Ascomycota, Leotiomycetes, Helotiales, Mollisiaceae.